Molecule: messenger RNA, 387 nt
Organism: Loa loa (African eye worm)
Lineage: Eukaryota; Metazoa; Nematoda; Chromadorea; Rhabditida; Onchocercidae
Exons: 2
Coding region: 1-387 (128 amino acids)
Source: RefSeq, a predicted model, not a curated record
AUGGGAUUUUCAGUUGAUUUAGUGCGAGUAAAGUUGAAGCUUCCAAUCAAAAUACCACCAGGAAAAAGCAAACGAGAAGCUUCUCGCUUAUGCCGCCCACUUCUCCCUUAUCAAAACCUUAUCAAAAUUUCUCGUCUCCCCGCCCCCCGUGACUACCUGCCGGUAAUUGGCACCACCCUAGAAACUAUCGGUAUCUUUUCAGUCAUUCCGCAACUUGAACAUGAGCCCACAGGUUUGCAACAACAUGGUAGCUAUUGUGAAAAUUCUAGUCUCACAAAUUCUGGUGAAAUGCAAGUAGGAAUGAUUCGUUCGUAUCUAUUUUGUCUAUUCCUGGGAGUAUUUGUUCAAGUUACCCGAACAAAGGAUAAUCUAAGUUACUCAGAAUAA